Cephus cinctus (wheat stem sawfly) is the source of this 1564-nucleotide messenger RNA. RefSeq names its product retinoid-inducible serine carboxypeptidase. The transcript is spliced from 8 exons. Gene Ontology annotation, biological process: proteolysis. Gene Ontology annotation, molecular function: serine-type carboxypeptidase activity. The record is from RefSeq and is a predicted model, not a curated record. Lineage: Eukaryota; Metazoa; Arthropoda; Insecta; Hymenoptera; Cephidae. Bases 96 to 1412 code for a protein of 438 amino acids.
AUAGUAGAUACAUAUAACGGCUUAUAAGAACGACGUAGAAGAAUGUACUUCACAUUAGCAAGCUGCACGCUUUUCAGUGAAGUUGCCUCUCGAACAUGCGUGUUAAACUCGUGUUCUUUGCACUGUGUCUAGCGACCGGAGCUUUCGGAAAAAUUGGAUUCGGUCCUGGUGAACAGGAAUGGGGAUACGUGACUGUCAGGCCAAAUGCACACAUGUUCUGGUGGCUGUAUUACACGACUGCGAAAGUGAAUAUCUCUUAUUAUGAGAAGCCUUUGCUCAUCUGGCUUCAAGGUGGACCAGGUGCAUCCUCAACAGGAUAUGGCAACUUUGAGGAAUUGGGACCGCUCGAUCUCCAUUUGAACUACAGAAAUUACACUUGGGUAAAGGAUUACAAUAUCCUCUUCAUCGACAAUCCAAUCGGCGCUGGGUUCAGUUUCUCAACAACAUUGUCAGGCUUUCCAAAAACAAAUGCUCAGAUCGCAGCUGACCUACUCGAAUGCAUUCGUAGUUUCUUACUUGAAUUUCCAGACUUCGCAUCAGUCCCAACAUACAUCACGGCUGAAUCUUAUGGCGGAAAGAUGGCAGCUGAAUUCGCUAACGUUUGGUACCAAGCCCAGAAAAAUGGUAGCAUAAAGAGUAAUCUUAAAGGAGUCGCCAUGGGAGAUUCUUGGAUUUCCCCAAUAGAUUCCGUGAUGACCUGGGCCGAUUAUCUCUUGAAUAUGGGUAUGGUUGACCAAAAUGGUCAUGACAAGAUCCAAGCACGGGCGAACUUGACAAAGAAGGCUGUAGAUAACGAAAAAUGGUUUAUAGCGACUAAUCUUUGGAGCUUGACCGAAUCGGCGAUAUAUCGCGUGACAAAUAAUAUCGACUUUUAUAACAUCCUCUACAAAAAACGUCCGAAUGAGAUAUUGGAGGAUCGUUCCGCGAAGGAUAAGUUAUUAAAAGUCGACUUUUCGACUGGUCUGGAUGAAGAUUCUGACGAGUUACUCGACGAGCUAAUGAACGGUGCCGUUAAAAAAGCAUUGGGCCUUCAAGUUGCCUGGGGGAGUCAGAGCUCAAUGAUUUUCGAUCUUCUUCAAGUAGACUUUAUGAAACCAGUUACCGACCAAGUCGAGUCCCUAUUGAAUAACACAGACCUGACAGUGCUAGUAUUUACAGGGCAGCUCGAUCUCAUCGUUGAUACUCCAGGCACGCUUCUAUGGGUGGAAAGACUCAAGUGGAGAAACGCGAGUGACUGGAAGUCUGCCUCGAGAGACCCAUUGAUUGUUGAUAAUGUCAUCGAGGGUUACAUCAAGCAGUACGGAAAUUUGAAAAUGUAUUGGAUCGACAGAUCCGGACACAUGGUACCGACGGACAAUCCUGAAGCGACGGAGGCCAUGUUAGCCGAUUUAACGAGGAACGCUUGGGACUAGAAAUACCAAAUAAACUCUAAACCCUUGAUCGCUGAUACCAGACUGUACAAGACCACAGAUCAUACAGCGUUACCUUAAAUUCACACGAAGAAAGCAAUAGACUAUGAAAGGUUCAACAAGUUAAAUAAAUAUUUACCCGUCUUAAGAGAGAA